UGGUGCUGAAGCAGUACAUCCUCUAACAAAAUUGGAAACUACAUCACUGCGGAAUGAGCUGCAGGACGGACGCGGGACCCGAAAACAGGUCUGAGAUUCCGACCUCUUUUACCGAAACCCAAUUUCUUGGAGAUUUUGGUUGGGUUUAAGCCCCGACAAAGCGCGUGUCAACACAAUCGAGAGUGUAUCACGCCCAGAUCGGGAUGUCUCUGAGGUGCGUGAAUAGAGGAACGUGUCGUCCUGAACUGCACGGGGAUUACCGCGUUUGAGGAUUUCAAACAAUUACGGAAAAAUGCACGAGGACGAAGUUUGGAUGGCUGGACCAGAAGAAGUCAGAGAGGCUGAGCCGAACUUUAGCCGUCGCUCGAGGGAUCAGGUGUAUGAAUGACACUGCACGCUGUCAUGGCAAUGGUGACGCGUCGAACCGAGUGCCUCUGAUGGACGAAUGACCGUACUGUCAAGAUCUGCAGAAGGAUCGCAGCUGGAUAUUUAUAAGUGAAGAAUUUGUCUAAAGAUGUCGGAUUCGGGAAGGAAGACACCUCCGGCCCAGCGGCAUCGGAGGAAGCAGGGGGUUCACGGACCAGAGGAGCAGAAGAAGAUCUACACGGACUGGGCGAAUCACUAUUUGGCCAAAUCAGGACACAAGCAGCUGAUUAAAGAUCUGCAGCAAGAUGUUUCUGAUGGAGUGCUUUUGGCUGAAAUCAUCCAAGUCGUAGCCAAUGAAAAAAUUGAAGACAUUAACGGCUGCCCAAAGAGCCACUCGCAGAUGGUUGAAAAUAUCGAUAUAUGUCUGGCUUUUCUGGCAGCAAGAGGUGUGAACAUACAGGGACUCUCAGCUGAAGAGAUCAGAAAUGGGAAUCUGAAGGCGAUACUAGGACUGUUUUUUAGUUUAUCUCGAUACAAACAGCAGCAGCAACAGCAGCAGAGCUCGUUACACACACACUUUACACAGACUCAGACACAACCUGCACAAACACACACAACCUCCUCGCAUGGGACUCACGCAUCAGCAGCACAGAUCCAUCGAGCGCAGGCGGAGAUGCAGUCCAGACUUCCUGGCCCUACAUCGAGAGUUUCUGCUGUGUGUGUCGAGUCGUCGCCGCGAGGGUCACUCAGCUCAGCAGGGAACAGAUGCAGCCAGACGUUCAGUGAGAAAAUCAAAGCUGCAGCCACACAGACCAGAGAAUCAUCAGAGGGCAUUGCUUCCCAAACUCCAAGCAUGACUGAGCACGCUCCAUCGUCAUCAGCAACCACGUCUGCUGUCACCAGCACUGUGCCGUCUUCUUCCACGUCCUCGGCCACUUCCUGUUCAGCCAUCCCUCAGCCCACCUCGAGCAGCAAACCCUGGAGGAGCAAAUCUCUGAGCGCCAAAAACACAUCUACCUCCACUAUUUCCCCAGUUAAAGGGGAAGUCCCUUCCAAACAGACCCCUCCUACUGACCCACCUCCAAAAUCCCUGCCUCAGAAGUCCAUGUUGGAAAAACUCAAACUGUUCAACAGUAAAAGUGGCUCAAAAUCCUCUAUGCCCCCAGAGGGCGCUGUGCAUAUGCCGCUUAUGUUGGAGAAGGUAGAAGCUACCGAGCCUGUGGAAGAAGCUAAUGGCUAUGCACUAACAAGCAGCAGCCCAAAGAUGGCACUGAAAGGCAUUGCACAGCGCACCUUUAGCCGUGCUCUAACGGCUAAAAAGGGCUCUGUGAAAGGUGCCGACAAAGAAAAGGACAGUGACAAAGAGAAAGAGCGGGUUAAAGAGAAAGAGAAGGAGAAAGAGCGUGGAAAGGAGACUUCGAGAAGAAUGUUCACUUUUGAAAAGUCAGCGAGUAGAGAUGCAGUAUCCACAGAGGAUGUGACUACCAGAAGUGAUGUUAGCAUCACCGCUGCAGAGCCUAAAAGGACCUCGAAAAUUGCCAGCUUCAUUCCCAAAGGAGGCAAAACCAGCAGCAAGAAAGAUAGCGCCGCCUCUAUGCAUAGUGGAAUCCCCAAACCAGGAAGUAAAGGCACAGCUAAAAGCUCAGGAGUGCCGCUCUGUGGUAAAGACAACGAAAGGCCACGUAGCAUGAGGCUAAGCAGCGGAGUCGGUUUCCACAUAGACAGCCGCCCCAAUUCUUCCUCUUCCAGUCUGGCAUCUACAGAGGGAAAAGGUAAUCAGAAUCACAGCGUAGUCUCAGUUGGAAAUGGAGGAACUACCCAGUCCACUGCUAGCAACACAGUUAGUGUGCAACUUCCUCAGCCUCAGCAACAGUACAACCACCCGAACACAGCCACUGUAGCACCAUUCAUGUACAGAUCCCAGACAGAUGGGGAUGACACCACAGAAACAGGUUUCCAGGGACACACCGGAGAGUCAGGUGGCUUCAGCAAAACCAAUCAGACGUCCACUGAAGAUUUAUCAGGUGAAGAUCCUGAGACUAGGAGACUGAGAACAGUCAAAAACAUUGCAGAUCUUCGACAGAACCUGGAAGAAACCAUGUCCAGUUUACGGGGGACACAGAUAACACACAGCGCUCUGGAAACCUUUGAUAGUGGCGUCACCAUGGAAAUGAACCCUCGUGGUUUCCGGUCAUCUCGUGCCGCACCGCUGUCAUGGGCCAAUCGGAUCGGUCCAUCCAGUCCACGGCUGCAGGCAGGCGACGCCCCAUCACCAGGGAAUGGGUAUCCGGCCCAUGGAGGCAUGGGUGGAUCUGCCCUGGGUCACACACGCUACCUUUACUCUGCUCCUCUGCGCAGACAGCUAGCAGCACGUAGCAGUGCCAUCUGUGGGCUUGAGCUGGGAGAGCGUGGUGCAGAGGAGCUCGAGCUGGACGUCAGUGGCUACGUCAGUGAUGGAGACAUGCUGGCCAAGAACGCACAUGCUGAUGAGCUCAGCAGUGGCUACUUGACUGAUGGUGGUUUGAGUUUAUAUUCUCGCCGUAUGAACCGUUUCCCAGAUGGACUGGCAUUGAUGCGAGAAACUUUACAGAAACAUGUAUCGACUGGUCAAGGAGAUGCAGACAGUUGGGAUGACAGCAGCUCCGUCAGCAGUGGGAUUAGUGACACGAUCGACACUGAUGACAUCAACACAAGUUCCUCUAUCAGCUCAUACACACACACAUCUGCUUCAUGCAGAGCUCUGAACACCCAGCUUUCUCCUGUGACUGACGCUGAGAAACAUUCGGCAGUCGAGCGACACUCAAGUUGGUCCUGCGAUGAAGUCAAGAAAUCUGACGGUAAUUCAGACAGUGGUGUGAAAAUGGAGUCUGGGUUAAAAUGGCACCAAAACCCUUCUGACAUAUCAGAUGAGUCAGAUAAGGGAGGAUCCGGGAAAAGGGCAGGUGCCGUUUCUCAGACCGGCUCAUGGAGGAGGGGCAUGACUGCACAGGUUGGCGUGACGACACCACGCACCAAAAACACCACAGUUACCUCAGGACCAGGCGUGAUGAAAACACCUGGGACAGCUAAAACAGAUGACGCUAAAGUUUCAGAGAAAGGCCGCGUUUCUCCCCACGCGAACAAAAUCCAGAGCUCUGACUCCGCCCCUUCCCGCGUUUCCUUUGGCUUAAAGAAACCCAGCUCAGGGUCCAUCUCGGGUCCUGCUGCCACAGCGACGACCUCCAGCACAGUCAGCAGAGUCACGGUCAUCAGUGGUUCAGCCACACUGGGGAAAAUCCCCAAGUCCACAGCUCUGAUGGUGGGUGGAGUCAGAUCUGGUCUGAAAGGGUCAACACUAGAGUGUGCCAUGGUGACUCAGGAAGACGGCGGCCUAACGCCUGGUGUCCGGUCGACUCUGCAGUACCGCAGCCUGCCUCGACCUUCACGCUCCUCCCACAACCGCGCGUCCAUCAGUAGCAUCGAAUCAGGACCAAGUAGCCGAGGUCCUGCCAUCAGUCUGUCUGUCUCAGCCAAUAAGACGCGAGAGUCUGUGCCCAACAUGAAAACCAAUCAGACCGACAAGGAAAAGGGUGGAGUCUCUGAUGCGGACAACUUAAGAGCAAACGUGGUUGGCUCAAGUUCGACAAUUCCACAGACAGCGAGACAAGGGAGUAAAUAUACAGAGGUUUCAUCACCCACACUGCGCAGACUUUUUGGAGGUAAAGCUGCCAAGCAGGCCACUGCCUCAGAGAACCUGAAGAACUCUGUGGUCAUUUCAAACCCUCAUGCCACAUUAGGACACCACUCUGUGCCCUCUUCUGGGCUCCUAGACUCCUCCUCAGUGGGCAGCAGCCUGGUUGCAGGGGGCAGUGAGCAGAUGUCCAGCCCGGGCUCGGGUUACUCUGGGGGUACGGGGACAUGGGGCCACCCAUCAGUCAGCAGCAUGCACACCAGCUCUGAAUCCAUCGACAUGUCAGUCAGCAGCGGGAAGCAGCAUGACAGCAGCCACCAGCCAAUCACUCGCACCGGCAGCACCAAGACGGAAAGUCCCUUCUCUUCCCCUUCUGCUAGUCCCAAAUUCAGCCGCAACACCUUGCCUCGGAAGCAAGACAGGUACACCCCAUCACUGCAUCUGCGCCCAGAGGAGGCACGUGAUUGGCUGCGCUCGCAUUCCAUCAGCGGAUUGCAGGACUCAGCCAGUAACUCGCCGUUUUCUACCGGCUCCAGCGUGACCUCACCGUCUGGGACGCGGUUCAAUUUCGGGCAACUUGCCAGUCCCACCACAGCAGCUCAGCUCAACAUUUUGAGUCUGCGCAACAGCGGUCUGACCAAUCAGGAUGCAGUUCUGGACACAUGCAACGAGGGCCGCUUGAGAAACUCCUGCGUCUCUUUGGACGAGAAAACUCGCAUCAUGAGUCGCUCGGCCUCCUUCAGAGACGGGUUUGAAGAAGUACAUGGUUCAUCUCUUUCUCUGGUCUCGAGCACGUCUUCCAUCUACUCCACGAAUGAAGAGAAGUCACAGUCAGAGAUUCGGAAGUUACGCAGAGAGCUGGAUGCCUCGCAAGAGAAAGUGUCAGCACUGACAACACAGCUGAGUGCUAAUGCCCACCUGGUAGCAGCAUUUGAGCAAAGCCUGGCCAACAUGACCAUCAGACUAAAGAGCCUCACAAUGACUGCAGAGCAGAAGGACACUGAGCUGAACGAAUUGAGAAAGACCAUCGAGUUGCUAAAGAAGCAGAACGCUGUGGCUCAAGCUGCCAUUAACGGUGUCAUUAACACUCCUGAACUCACCUGUAAACCUGAACGUACAGCUUCUGUGGGCUCAGUCUCAGUACAGGCAGAGAUGUGUAUGCGCAGACAGCACUCAUCAGACAGUGUGUCCAGCAUCACCAGCCACUCCAGCAUGGAGAAUACAGACAACUGCAACAGGAAAAAGAAGAAAAACUGGCUGCGCAGCUCCUUUAAGCAGGCUUUCACAAAAAAGAAGUCACCUAAAUCCGCCUCGUCCCAUUCAGACAUCGAGGAAAUGAACGACUCGCUCCCUUCAUCUCCUAAACUUCCUCAUAAUGGAUCCAGCAGCUCAACACCCAUGCUCAGGAACUCCAACUCACUGUUGCCAGAGGGUUUAGAUGGUGAGGCAGAGACUGUAAUGCAGCUGCGGAGCGAGUUGAGAGAGAAAGAAAUGAAAUUGACAGACAUCCGGUUAGAGGCGCUUAGCUCCGCCCACCAACUCGACCAAUUGCGAGAGGCCAUGAAUCGGAUGCAGUCUGAGAUUGAGAAGCUGAAAGCGGAAAAUGACAGAUUAAAAUUGGAGAACCAAACGGCGAACGGUGGCCGAGUGUUAAUCACACCAAGCUCUAUCACAACUCCAUCGACUGAACUCAUGCAACAAAACCUCCACGAGUCCACAAACCUUGAUAUAUUGCUGGAUGAUUCUGGAGGAGGAGACGGCAGUUUCCAUAAAGAUGGCCAACAUGUAAAGAUUGCAGUCAGUUUACAGAGAGAAGAUGCUCCCUGGAAAGAGGAUUGCAGACCUCGGGACUUCCUCAUCGGCUGUAUUGGAGUUAGUGGGAAAACCAAAUGGGACGUUUUGGAUGGAGUAGUGAAACGGCUGUUUAAAGAAUACAUCAGGCAUGUAGAUCCAGUCAGUCAGCUGGGGCUAAGCUCUGACAGUGUGGAGGCGUACCGUAUUGGAGACGUAAUCAGGCCUGGUAGAGCAAAAACUCCAGAACUACUACCCUGUGGAUAUUUAGUAGGGGAAAACAACACAAUAAACAUUAAACUGAAAGGUGUGAGCUCCCAGUCGACUGACUCUCUUGUGUUUGAGAUGUUAAUCCCGAAGCCUGUGUUGCAGCGCUACGUGUCACUGCUGCAAGAACAUCGCCGGCUCAUUUUGUCUGGUCCAAGUGGCACAGGGAAAACAUAUUUGGCCCAGCGUCUGGCUGAACACCUGACACUGCUCGAGGGACGCACCGAUACACACACUGCCAUCGCUAACUUCAGCGUAGACCACAAGUCGAGCAAGGAGUUACGGCAGUAUUUGUUGACUGUAGUGGAACAGUGCAGUGUGGAUCAAAGUGCAGCUCCUUUAGUCAUCAUACUGGACAACUUGCAUCACAUCAGCUCACUGGGGGAGAUAUUCAAUGGACUACUUAACCAAACACGCCAGCACUGCCCAUAUAUUAUCGGCACCAUGAGUCAGACGACGUCUUCGUCUCCUAAUUUGCAGCUUCAUCAUAACUUCAGGUGGGUUUUGUGUGCAAAUCACACUGAGCCAGUGAAGGGCUUUCUGGGCCGUUUUCUGAGGAGGAAGCUUAUUGAGACCGAGAUCAGCAGCCGGACACGGAAUCCAGAGCUGGUGAAGAUUGUUGAGUGGAUUCCUCGCCUUUGGCAUCAUCUUAACUGUUUCCUCGAGGCUCACAGCUCAUCAGACGUCACUAUUGGUCCGCGUCUGUUCCUGUCAUGUCCCAUGGACAUGGACGGGUCACGCAUUUGGUUUACUGAUCUGUGGAAUUACAGCAUCAUCCCAUACAUGCUGGAAGCUGUCAGAGAGGGUUUGCAGUUGUACGGACGCAGAGCUGCAUGGGAUGAUCCUGCUCGUUGGGUGAUGGAGACGUUUCCAUGGCGAUCAAGCACCAAGCAGCCUGAUUGGCCUGCGCUGCUAAAACUCCGCCCAGAGGAUGUGGGUUUGGAUGGUGGCUCAACCUCUAAAGAGGGAGCUACCAAACAGAGCAUCCAGAGUGACAGUGAUGCUGAUCCACUGAUGAACAUGCUAAUGCGUCUGAAGGAGGCAGCAAACUUCUCCAGCACUCAGAGUUACGACAGCGACUCCAACAGCAACGGUCAUCAUGACGACAUCCUUGACCCGUCCCUGGAGUCAACUCUCUGAUGCGUACUUUUAUAAAUUUCCUUCAAAAACCUCCUUUGAAUGUUUCCUCUUAUUCAGGCAGGAGUGAAAUUAACUGCACUACUCAUAAUUCAGCGUAAUGUAAAACCAAUCAUGGACAUGAACAAGCUUCAUGAAGAAGAUGACGACGAUGAUGAGGAUGAAGACAGGAAGAAGACAGAAACUGCACUACCAUGACAGAUCCUGCUGUGAUGGAUGGAUUAAAGAAUAGCACAUGGCAUCAGACAGAGAUUUUCCAGAAUCCUUACCUCACUAAUGUCCACCUAUAAUGUCUAAUAAUAAUAAUAAUAAUAAUAAUAAUAAUAAGUUUUAAAGUUUUGCUAAAUAUCUUCAUAUCCUAGUUCUGCCUUUCAUAGCCCUGCAGCUUUUUUUUUUGGAGAAACAUCAAAUGUGUCUGUCACUUCUCAACAACGUUGUGUUGACAAAAUUGGUGCUAUGAAUGAUUUUCUUCGCUACUGUGAAUGUCUGGACUCAAAUGACGAUAGCUCACAAAAGUUGCUCCUGAUGCUGGCCAUCAUUUUAUAACUUAAAGUCAAAGGAUUGACACGUUCUGGGAGACUUUCCUGGAGGACGAGGCGACGUGAUUUUCCUGUUCGUUUGCAUGAUCAGUAAGAACAAGGUCCAUCACCAGCAUGGAGUUUUCACUUGGUUUGUGUCUCGCAGGCACUUGUUCAUCAUUGAACUCCCUUGUUCUUUCUUUCAUCCCUUCAUUUUGGUGCUGAAGAGCCCAGUGCCUUACUGUGUUUUUUGCAAAAGGGCUUCAUGCUGCAGACCUGAAGCAGCUCAGAGUGGCUUCAUCAUUUUAAUGACGCUUCAACUCGUCUUAUAGCUUAUAAAAUGCAGAGGAGGAAUGAAAACAUUAGGCACAAAAACCCUGUGAUGCUUAGAAGGAGCAUGCGCAGAUGUGCAUGUUUAUACCUCAUCGACUGUUCAGAACUUUACUUUGGCCUUAAAUCCCAUGUGACACCACUGUGAAGGGGAAUAACUUAAAGAGUGCUUAUCAUGAAGUCACAAUUGUUCACCGGUUUUCUAAAAUAAAAUAGCUUCAUAUAGUGUAUGAUUACCUGUAAACAGUUUGUAAAAGCCUGCCCAGUCCAGGAGGUCUGUUUAAAAAACUAAGCUGCAAAAAAACAGCCCAUUUUAGAAUUCUUGUUUCCUACAUAUCAAACCUCAUUGAAACACUUGACCCAUUUACUUUACAGCAGGCAGUUAGCUCCGCCCAUUUAUUUUUUAGCAGAUUAACCCUUAUUCAUUUUAGCGCAAGUUUAUAGCUCAGCCCAUUUACAGGUAAGCCCCAACCUGUUCACUUUACAGCAGGUAAGCCCCACCCUCUCCCACUGAAAGUUUAACUCCACCCAUUUACAGUACUUUACAGCAGGUAAGCCCCACCCUCUCCCACUGAAAGUUUAACUCCACCCAUGUACAGUACUUUAUAGCAGGUAAGCCCCACCCUCUCCCACUGAAAGUUUAACUCCACCCAUGUACAGUACUUUACAGCAGGUAAGCCCCACCCUCUCCCACUGAAAGUUUAACUCUACCCAUUUACAGUACUUUAUAGCAGGUGAGCCCCAACUGUUCACUUUACAGCAGGUAAGCCCCACCCACUUCCACAAAUUUUGUAGGAGUAUUUGAUUGAUAGAUGUUGCAGCAUGCAGGUAAACCUAGCCGUCAGAAAGCAAAUAACCUACAAAAGUGUCCACAUGAGUGUUCUGAAUGAUAGCAUGUUAUGACACGACUCUACUGCUGAAGGAUGACUAUACUGGACCCAACAGCAGACCCAUAACCUGGACGCAGAAAUUCCAUCUAAUAUCUCAUUGACUCAUGACUUCAGUAUGAACACUGACUGGGGCAGCUUUAUCUAACAACAUAUGCAUUGUACUUAAUGAGCUAACUCUAGCCAGCUACAGUCAGCCUUUCUAAUCUGCUAAUUCUGUAGCUAUUCAUGUCGAUAACAGUCACAUAUUUUUAUCUCUUUGUUCCGUUCUGAGAGGUGAAGAGAGGAAGGGAAAUGCUAAAUUGAAUGAUGACUUUUUGUACAUAAAACUACGCAAAUAUUAUAAGUGGAUUUCAGGGAAAAAGAUCGAAUACAAAAACAACGUAGGAUACAGGACCUUAAUGCUAACUGAUACCAUAUCAGAUGACUCUUCCGCUGCUGUUAUAGUCUUUUAGGAAGAGUUGAGUGAAUGGAACGACAGGAGAAAGAAGUGUUGACUUGAUAUCAGGAAUUGAUUGUGGUUCUGUUUUAAUUCCUCAUGGAUUUCUUGUGCUGUUGAAUUUGUGCAGUUUUAUGUUAAUAAUGUCGCUUACCUUCAGCAUUUUGAUCCUAUGCAACAAUGUUCAGAUUUUAUAUGGAAGCCAAAUAAGGUAUCAGCACUGCCAAGUGUGUGUGUGUCUGUGUGUAUAUGUGUGUGUGUAUUUAUAUAAAUACGGAUUGUACACUCUGUAUAUACUCUGUGAAUAACUCCCAGAUUAUGAUGUGCCUACAUUUUAUAAAGUUGGAUGUAAGUCGAUUCAAGCACAGACAUGUUUUAAUUUUAUUCUCAUUACUGAAUGUUUAUUUCCUGUGUAAAUGAUUUAAAAACGGCAACAUUAAUUUUUUUAAAAAUCCUGCAUUUGGAUGAAUAAAUGUUUACUUACAUGUUUAUAACAACA
Messenger RNA from Tachysurus vachellii, 9904 nucleotides. It is a transcript of the gene nav2a, whose product is annotated as neuron navigator 2a. Gene Ontology annotation, biological process: nervous system development; neurogenesis. The transcript has 39 exons. The coding region runs from base 515 to 7234 and encodes 2239 amino acids. The record is from RefSeq and is a predicted model, not a curated record. Lineage: Eukaryota; Metazoa; Chordata; Actinopteri; Siluriformes; Bagridae. Gene Ontology annotation, molecular function: ATP binding; protein binding; ATP hydrolysis activity.